AAUCUUGCUGGGCCAGCCUCUCUCCCCGCCCCCGACACACACCGAGCCGGUCUCCGGCCUCCCCUGCGGGCGGUGGAGCCGCGGCUGCGGAAGGAUGGCCGCUGGGUCCGGGGUCUUCUCCCAGGAGCAGUUCUGGCCGCCCUGCGCGGAGCUCCAGCAGCCUGCAGUUGCCGGGGCCGGCUGGGAGCUGCUGUUGGAGACCUUGGGCCUCAGCGUGUACCGGCUCCUGGACCAGCAGACUGGACUUUAUGAGUAUAAGGUCUUUGGCGUUCUGGAGGAUUGCCCACCGGCUGUACUGGCAGACGUCUAUAUGGACUUAGACUACAGAAAACAGUGGGACCAAUAUGUUAAAGAACUCUACGAAGAGGGAUGCAAUGGACAGGCAGUGGUCUACUGGCAAGUGAAGUACCCCUUCCCCCUCUCCGACAGAGACUAUGUCUACGUGCGGCAGCGACAAGAGCUGGACUUUGAAGGGCAGAAGGUGCAUGUCAUCCUGGCCCAGAGCACCUCUGUGCCUCAGUUUCCCGAGAAGUCGGGUGUGAUCCGGGUGAAGCAGUACAAGCAGAGGCUGGCAAUCCAGAGCGAUGGCAAGAGGGGGAGCAAAGUUUUCAUGUAUUACUUCGAUAACCCAGGUGGCCAAAUUCCGUCCUGGCUCGUUAACUGGGCUGCCAAGAAUGGAGUUCCUAACUUCUUAAAAGAUAUGGCAAAAGCUUGUCAGAACUAUCCCAAGAAAACCUAAGAGAUGGAGUUGGGAGCCUUGUGUCCAUGAAAUGAUGUCUCCAGAAGUGCCACAACUACUGACGCUCAGCCUGCCUGUCACUGUUCCAUCCUCAGAGGCCCGCACACCCUCCAGCACGUUGUCCCCAAGCGUGUUUGCCUGAUGCCUGGUUUCCAUUCCUAUUCUCCCCACCUCAGGAUGGGCUGUUGAAUUUGAGUCAGAUUAGGGAAACCUUUGCUUGUUUAUUUUUAAGAAGGGAAGUGCACACUAGGGAACACAGUCAUUCCAUUGUGCCACUGGAGGGGGAUGGUGGGUGGAGGACUGACAACACCACCUAAGACUGAAAGGUCUCAGCAUAUGAUCCAUUCCAUAUGUGAUUUCUUGCAACCCCAAAGGGGCUGCCAGAAGUUGCAUCUCCUUCAGAGUUGACUCUCUGCACCAAGACUAGAUGUCACAUGCGGAUGUCCGUUUGCCUUAUGCUUUGCUGACUUGAUCUGGCUGGAGGUGAUAAUCCGCUAGGUCUCUCCCCAAUCCCACUUGUGAAGGAUCGUGAGCUGUUUUGAUUUCAGACCAUUUUGAAAAGCAUUGCAGGCCUGACCAAGCACAUAGUGUGAUAACAAUUUUUUUCCCAUCACCCAUGUCUAAGUUUUUCUCUUUCCCACAUGCCACUGGGGAAGGGUUGUCCAUCCCUCCCUCGUCCUGCAUUUUACUGGAAACUGAGGCAUCAAGACAGUUAGCAGAAGCCAACCUGCUUUGCACACAGCACUGAGAUAAAAUGUCUAUAUGCAAUAAAUGAAUUUCCUUCUAGAACAUUUGGAGCUGUUGAAGGGAUAAAAGUUCACAGCCAGGGAAAGAUUAAUUAGUGGUGUGAUAUUCCUACACCUUUUUCUCAGGAAUUCUACCUAAGUUAUCUGCCUCUUCCACCACCAGAAGUCUCCUAGUUUCCUCUUUUUCUCCUGAAUUUUGGAGGAAAAAUUAUUCUGUGACUAAAGGCACAGCUUUAUGAUCUCAGGGAAAAAUUUUACCCACUGUGUGUGAUGGUACUGAACCUUGAUUAAUAGGCACAGAAAUUCUGGAUGUAAAGCUGGAAGCAGGGGAUUUAUUAAAUGGGAUACCUCAAACUGUAUGUUUUCUCUCUGGAAAGGAAAGUGUAUUGAACACCAAGUAAAUACAGAGUGUCUUAACAUUUGUCUUGUCUGCAGUUUCCUUCCUAUCUUGUUUCUCCUGUGGGAAUGAAUCAGUUAGGUCUCUUCAGUUUGCAAGUAAGUCACGUCCAACCUAACUCAUGGACUUGAACAUAAAAAGGAAUUUUAGGCUCACUUAUAUGCAGGGCCAAGUGUAGAGAAUCCUUAGGUGGGGGUUGAUACAGGAGCUCAAACUGACGUUAGAUAUCAGCUCUGUUCUUCAAAUUGUCACUGAUGUUGGGCUGGUUUGGUGGCAGGAUUGCUGCUCACAGCAAAAGGUAGGCCUGCAUCUUCCCAGGCUCAUGCUGCUUCAGAAAAAGGCAGCAAUUACUUCCAGUCGAUCCCAGACCAUCCCAUGAUUUCCUCUAAACCAUGUGUUAAUCCCUUCCCUAGUCAUUGUGGUCAUAUGUCAAGAAUUAUGCAAACAAGAAAAGAUUUCAUAUUUAUCAUCAAGAUAUCACUAUUAGCAAUGUAGCUGGAAUUUAGUUUAGGGAAACUAAAUCUAAAUUUCCCAUGUAAAAGAGGCCAAGUUGACAUUUUAUGUGUAGAGUCAUUGAAACACAAGCACUAGGAUUUAAAUCGACAUGAAAUAGUGUCAUAAAAACCAUACAUUUAACAGUGUCCAGUAGUUUGCUGAGAAUGCUGAAAACACUAAGAAUACUGAGUUUAUAGGUGAGGCAGGUAAAAACAGUCACAAAGCUUGCUGUAAUCAAUAGAGUUAAGACCCUUUGGUAUUCGUGUUCGCUAAAUUGGAGAAUACAGUCUUACACAGCAUUGAUAUCCGAGAUUACCUGGGGGACUGAAAACCCCUGAGCUGAGAAUAAAUGCCAGAGGCCCCCCGCAAAAUGUGAAGGUUGUACUGGAUUCUUCAGGGUCUACCUCUCCACAGGGGCUGAAAGUAUCGUCUGGAAUUUGAAACUCAUAAAUAUGUUGUUAUUCCA
Messenger RNA from Vicugna pacos (alpaca), 2843 nucleotides. It is a transcript of the gene PCTP, whose product is annotated as phosphatidylcholine transfer protein. The record is from RefSeq and is a predicted model, not a curated record. Gene Ontology annotation, molecular function: phosphatidylcholine intramembrane carrier activity; phosphatidylcholine binding. Lineage: Eukaryota; Metazoa; Chordata; Mammalia; Artiodactyla; Camelidae.